Molecule: messenger RNA, 7479 nt
Organism: Cinara cedri
Lineage: Eukaryota; Metazoa; Arthropoda; Insecta; Hemiptera; Aphididae
Source: the annotation of a GenBank genome assembly
UUCAUUUUAUCGGUAACCCAGUGAAAACUCGAGUUGUGCGCAGUUUUUCGUCAGCCCGUCUUGUCGUCACCGCAGCCGCCGUCGUCGUCGUUCGCCGAUAACAACAAUAUUUUCCCGCCAUAAUUUAGCUUAAUUUUUUUUGUUAUACUCGGUUGUAUAAUUUUUUCGCUCGACACUUAACUCAUUUCGCAACAUGAACAAGUUCGCGGUGUUCGCUGUGGUCGUGUUGGUGGCCAAAUUGUCGUGCGGUUCGCCGGUAUCGCAACAUGGUUCGGACGGCGGCAGUACAGACAUGAAUAAACUGCACGUGAUACACGAGGACGAACUCAUCCAGAAGCUCAAUACCAAGUGCAGUGCCAAGGACGUGUCCAGCUGCGUCAUGCUGAAACUGGUCACCUACAUGAACAAGCUGAUGAAGAAGAACAACUUCGAGAUCGGCGAGAUGAUGGAAAUCGCCAAGAAGGACGACGGUAAAACAGACGUGUCCGCCGCCUCCGACGACGUCGAGGUGGUGCGCAUGGAUUCGGGUCGUGGAUACUCCGACGAGUCGGUGUUCGGCGAAGUGAUGGCUGACAAGCUCCGCAAGUACGUCCAGUCCCGGUCCCUAAAGAUCAAGGUGCUGCCCGAAGCCGACUUCGUCGUGUCCACGUCCCCGGAACAGGACGGUUCCCUGAACUUCGGCAUGUCGUUCCGGUCAGGAAGAGACUUGGAAUCUGGUGAGCGCACGCAUUUUUUUUUUUUACCCGUUCAUAAAUACGCGUUCUGAUGUGAACAUAACACUGUUUCUGGGCUGCGUAUAUACAACAGACCGUAUCCGAGUUCAUCUCAAACCGAAACGUAGUGUAGUUGAUUCUAAGAUAUUUAGGAGUUUUAUAAACCGUUGCUUGUUAGUCCGAACCUGAUACCGUCCCAAUGAUGUUAUGAUAUCCUAAGAGUAAACCCAAAACCCACUAUCAACGAAAAACAUCGACGGGUUCCGUAUUUACACACCGCUUGGGCCGAACUCCGGAUACGGUCUCUAAACACGCGUACGGGACGAUAAAAAUCAUUUGUAUUCAGAGGUGAACAGUAAUAAAUUAUAGAGCGGUAGUCCUCGUCAUUUGCCGCGCGCCCAUAGACAAAUAAAAAGCAGCCGGUACAAACAAAUAGAAAGGACUACCGUGCACUAAAGACAUAUGAUUGAGAUAUUAUAAUGACUAAACUCAUUACAAUAUGAAACAUACCUACCGCGAUUUCGGUUUACAUUGUCCCAAUUGAAUCGAAUGAUCGAGAGCGUAACUGUAAUCCACUAGACAGGAAUAUUCUCAUUAGUGAAUUAUUUUUUUAUAACUAAUUUUCGGAUUUCGGCUUAUAAUUCCAUAAUAAUUGUAUACUACUUUAACGCUCGACAACUGCAAGCAUUUGGGUAAUAAUGAUAUUUUGCACAUUUCGAACAUAAUCGCGUGAAAGUUGAAAAUUGUAUUAUUCGUCAUUAACAAUCGAUAUAAGUAGUCGGGUUGUAUAAGUCUAAUACAAACACGACGGACACUCGCUAUAAAAAAUUAAAAAAAUAUAUACAUAUAUGUAACUGGUGUGUUCAUACACAAUCAGUUGUAUUCGAAUGACAUUAAUUAAUUAGUAUACAUAAAAAAGACAAUAAAAACACCAAAUGCUUUAUUUUUUCGAUAUGUCGUUUUUUAAAGAACUGUGUAGGGUCAUUCACCGUCUAUGUCUAUCUAACGGGCAUCAUAGUGAAGAAUUGUUUUUGUAAUUCCCAAGACAAGGAUAUUUUAAAAUGUUUUUUUUUUUUUAAUUUAAAAUAUUUUCGCAGAGAUUUUGAAAUUUUCAGGAGAUCUAAUCGUACUUAAAAAUACAAAAUAAAUGUUUUACUUUUUUUUUUUGGUCAAUCAUCGUGGAACAUUUUAUAAUAAAAACAAAAAAAUCCUACUGUUAAAACGUACAUAGGUAGUAAAAAUUGUUGUUUAAAGUCUAUUCACUAUUGGAUACGUUUUAUACAGUUGAGUACUAUUGGAAAACACAUUUUCGCUGUACAGAAACGCCAAAAUCUCUCAUUGUAAAAAACGUUUUCUUAUAAUAAUAAAGCUUUUUUUUUUAAUCUUUUUACGAUAUAAUUUAUUCAUAUCGUAUUAUUUGACCACGAGUUAAAAUUUUUAAUAAAUAGUUAUAUUUUCAGUAGAUACGAUUAUUUAACUUGAAUUAAAAAACCAGUAUCGUUUUUUUAUAAUGAAUUAACUUUUUUGAGACUAUUUUUCUUAUAAUUAUAAAAUAAUACAAUUAAUUAAUAAUUAAUAUUAAUUGAUUUAAUGAUUUGAUAAAUUUAAAAAAUAAAAUAAAAUAAAACUAAACCAUUACUUAAUUUAUUAACUUUUGAUUAUGAUAAAGAAACUAUUAAUUAUUUUUCCCUUGAAAAAUACUUUUACAUUUAGUAAAAAUUCUUCGAUUUUUUCAUGUCACGCUUUAAACGAUGUUGAUUUUUUCUUGAUGGUUCCAUCUUUGAAAUAUUUAUCGACAUUUCCAGCAGUUUCAUAGGUGAUUUUUUUUUUUUGUCAAUUUUCGUGGUAAAUAUUUACUGAAAAUGGGGAAAAACACGAUUAAUACUUACUCGGCUCAGAAAGUCAGAAACAUUUUUUUCGUUUGCGAUGAUUUAUUGUUGCUUAUACAGUGUAUAAACUAAAUCCCCCCGAAAAUAUGCCCCAUCUUUUCCGCCAUCCACCUACAACAAUAGCUCGCCCGUGAACACGUAUCGGCGCUUUCAAUUAACAUAAAAUAUUAAUAUACUUUUUUAUUUACACAGUUCCACUACUCGGCUGGAGGCGAAAAAAAAACAAUAAACGCUUCUAGAACCGUUGACGGUAAAAAUAACCGACAUUGUAUCGAUUUAUUUAUUUAUUUCACCCGGUAUUGUUUCAAUUAUACGACGGUAACUCUGAUAUCGUUUUAAACGUUUCCGACGACCAAUCGAACUGCAUUGCAACAACAAUGGCGUGGCGUAUAACAUAAUCGAAAUCCCAAAAUCGCACUACACAAAAUUAAAACGUGCACUUGCAACCUGAUAUUUUAUUAUAAACGAUCCACUGGGUUCCGCGGAUGUGCGGAAUACAUUUUUUUUAUUUAUAUGUUUACGAUAAGACGCAUAUUAGCAUUUACUUUUUCAUAAUUUCUUUGAACAACUCAUAAAACAAACAGCUCUAAAUUAAAAAUGCCAUAAAUAAAUGACGUUCAAGGUAUAAUACACUUUGCCAAUUUCGGUAUUGAGAUUUUUGAUUUCCGUCUACGUCUUGUAUAUAAUAUGCAUCGAUGUCAAACUCAAAUACAUGUAUGUGCGCUACGGAAGGUCUGAAAAAAACGGCCGCUGAAACGGUACGUUUGCGACCCAGUAAUAAUAGCCGACGAAAUAAUAACACGAUCUUUCGUCAUUAAUAAUACAGGCAAGGUAAGUGCCUGUUGUGUUAUUUCGUUGUUUCGCAGACGACCGCGGCGCGUGCAGUCGUCCGUCGUCUCUGGGACGUGUUCGAAAAAUAUUACACAGGUAUCGAGAUUCUCGAGAAAUUGAUUUCGCGCCCGUUCGGAAAGUCGUCGUUUCGUGACCAAUACACAAUAAUAUUAUUCCGGUGUACCUAUAUAUAAUAAUAUACCCAUUUAAACCGUUCGGUUUUUGAGUUGAUUAAACGUUCCCACAGAAUACCCGUCCGUCACAUACGUCCAUCGCCGUCUGUCUCGACCGUACAUCAGGCCGUACCUAUACCUAAAUAAUGUUAUCGUUCUGAAAUUCUCUUGCCCGCGGUAUUUUGUACACGUACCUACGUGACGGGAACUAACGAUUUGACACAUCGAUUCUCUCUCGUCAAUUAUCAUCAAGUACACGCACACACACGCACACGUACAUACAUGUACAACACACAUGCAACCGCAACAUAGUACACAGACACACAGACACAGACGCAGACACACACACACACACACACACACACACACACACACACGCACACACACGCACUCACAACAAUACACUGCGAUAACUAGGUUAAACACAAUGCACUUUUCUUUUCGAAUUAUUAUAUUUUAACGUUUAAUUUUCGUCGACGACAAUAAUAGAAAACGAUUAUUACCCAUGGGCGGGCUGCACGAAGAUUCCUUAUAUUACGGUCGCAUCGGCUACCGCGCGGUACUGAGCAGUAUGUUCCUACACAUAUAUUGCAAUAUUAUUGCUAUAAAUAUAACACAAAUAGACGCUGUAAAUUCAUAGAGAAACGGUUAGAACAUAUUAAUCAGUUUAAGUAUUCGAGUGUAGGCGGUAUUUCAAAAACCGUUUUGUACUCAGCCCUUCACGCGAGCGAUUAUGCAUAAUAGGUAGAAUAUAUUAUCUAUACGGCUAUAUAAAACGGUUAGUAAACUUCUAUACCAAAACAAUAAUAAACACAUAGAUCUUUCACAACGAUUAGAUAUUUGGAAACUCCCGCGGUUUCAGUAACUAUAUUCUUUUUUCUCCCGAUCGUCUGGCUGGUUGCCGACGCCUUCCUUCGGUGAGGUUACAAGCUGGUUCUGAAAAAAAUCAAAAUGUAUUCAUUAUUAAUCAAGGUUUCCACUAUGUAGCUACGCCUUUUUUUAUGACAAAUUUGUUUAUCGGAUAUCGUUUUGUCCUUUCUGACUUUAAUUCUACGCCAAAGUUCUUGGUUUUCAUUUAUUCUUUGUUAUUUACUCCCUUGUUUUGUUUGUUACUAUUUCUGUUCAUCGUGUAUCGAAACAACAGUUAGUGUAAUAAAUUAUUAUUAUAUUUUUUUAAUUCGUUACACGAUUCGAUGAAUUUGCUGAUUUGUAUAAAAAACCUAUACAUAUAGUUGUAAUUUAUAUUGCAGUUUACUUGUUGUCAGUAUGAACUUCGACUAGAUAUAUUUACUAGAUACUAGCAAACUUUGUGAGAGUUUAUUCUUUCAAAUAAAAAAUGUCGACACUGAUCACAUCAUAUUUAGUAUUAGUUCAGAUAAUGUGAGUAGUGUAGCAAUACUUUGGACAGAAAAAUGUAUGACUUUUCCAGUGAUUUUAAAGGCUUUGAUUAUGAGGAUUUUAAAUAAUUUCGUGACAUUAUCGAUAAUUAAUUAUAAAAAAACAAAAUAAAUUGGUUUUUUGUUUUAUGCGUUUUUAUUAGCUUUGAAAAAAAAAAAUAAAAAAUAAGAUACUUCCUAAAAAAUUCUCGUCGAAUAACCGUAACGAUAUCAAAUUAACAAUAUGUUACGUAUCGAUUGUCCGCAGGCCGAGGCAAGAACAAGAACAUGGGCCCAAUGAUGGCCGCCAUGAUGAUGAAAAUGGGUAUGCUCAAGGUUUUGGCUUUCAAGUUCCUGGCCCUGUUGGUGGGAAAAGCCCUGCUGGUCAGCAAGCUUGCGUUCCUGUUAGCCACCGUUAUCGGGCUGAAGAAACUGUUCAGCCAACAGAAGCACGUCACGUACGAGGUGGUCGCCCAUCCGCACCACGAGGCGCACAGCAGCGAUUCCUACAGCUCGGCCGGAUGGGGUCGUUCCUCGUCGGAAGCCGCACACAACAUGGCCUACUCCGGACAGACCCAAUAACCGGCCGCGCAUGGUGAGUGACUGGUAUUUUUUCUUUUUGAUUCUGGGACGACGUGCCUUCUAUUUAGUUUGACGAGAUUUUCGGCCCCCGCGGCGCAGACCAUCGUCGUUUUCCAAACUUAGUAUAAUAAACGGUUAAACGGAACGACUAAAAUACUUCGAAAAAAAAAAAAAAAAAAACAAUAUUCAACUAAGAAGUUAUUUAUCUCCGGACGAAUAAUUCGAAUUUGUCUAUACAAUAAAGUGUUAGUCGUGAAAAUACAACAGCCUACUUAACUGCGGAUAUUUAUCCAGUUGAACAAUUUUUAGUCGACAAAAGUACAUAAUAUUAAUACAAUUAUUAUAGUUAACCGGUAUCGUACUGGUAGACUGGGUCAUAAUCAUUAUGACAGACAGCUAUUCAAUUAGAUUUUUUUUCACCAUUCGAUACAAUUUAUAAAAUAUUUAUACAGCGAUUUUUUUAACCGAAUAAAUCACCCGUAUUACAAAAAAGUUGAUUAGUUUUUUUUCUCGGAAAACACUUUUACGAUUUGUAAAUAUGCUUUGAUUUCGACGUUUCAAUUUUUUCAUGUAUAAUAGGUAUAAUUAAAAGAUGUGGAAUUUCUGCCCGACAGUGGUAAUUAUUAUUUGAACAGUUUAUCGAAAUUUCCAAUAUAGUUACCGCCCUCUGGAUAUUUUUAUUUUGUAUUUUUAUCGAUUACCGGGUUACCUUUAGGCAACAAGAGGAAACAAUUACUAAUACCACUAAGCUCAGAAUUUUUUUUCUUUUAUAAUAGUUUAUCGUUGCGUACUGCGUAUAAUUUAAAUUACUUUGAAUACACCUGCACUAUACCUUCCAAACUGCUCGCCUACAACUACUACAGUGACCUACUCGUGAGCGUUGUCGACUUUUAUUUUGUUUCUCAUAAUUCUAUUUUAAAUUAAUUUCAUGUAAUUGCGCGUACAAGCGGAAAUUAGAUUAAUUCUUCUAUCCGGGAUAUUUUAAAAUGCGUUAAGGUACAUGCGUUUAAGCAGAACUACACAAGAACAACGAAGAAUAAUAAACAUAACGAUAACUGUGCCAGAGUGCUUAACACCUGUGAAACGGUCGUUAAUAGAGCUUGAAUAAUUAAUGUGUUUUAUAUGUUUUUUUUUUUUUUUUCACAUAUAGGUUACCCCGGAAGAACGACGAACCCGAGUCCUUCCGCUACUCAAUACUCACACGUCGGCGGCGUCAGCUCGUCCGACCACAAAGCCACGUUCUUUUGACUUUGUCGGAAAGCCAAAAAAAAAAAAAAAAAACAAGAAAAAUUCCGUUAAUUAUUUAUAUGUAUUAUUAUUUUUAGGUAAUUUAUUAUUAUCACAGGAUUUUUAUAUUUAGUGUUUUUGUACACGUUCGCCGUUUUCCCUGUAGACCACCACUGUUUUAUAUUAUAAUGCAUCAUUAUUAAUUGUGAACCGGUGUAUUACAGUGGAUUUCGGCGUGGCGUUAAAACUGUAUUUAUUUAGAUUGUUAAUAUUUAUUAUUUAUUCGUGAUCGAAAAAAUGUAUUAUCAUGAUGUUUGUAUUGUACGCAUUUCAUAGUAUUAAAAUGAAUUCAUUUUUUAAUACGUGUUUUAACGCGAUUUUUUUCGUCGAAGAACAACAGGAGUGAGACUUUAUGUAUUUAUGUUUUUUUUUUUUUUUUUAUGAAUUAAACCGCAGACAUAAUAUUAAUAUUAUGAUAUAAUAUUGAUGUGACACAAUAUUUGUAUGCCCCCACGACAAAGUUACGAACAGGUUGUACUGUUGUUUUCAAGUAACACGAAUUAUAAACCGAAUGAAUACAAAUAAUUACAAAUCGGUGAGUUUAAUAUAGCCGGUACCGAAGAAUCAAUCAGUUAUAAAAAAAAUUCACACGCAUUCAUAAGAAAAAAAAAAAACACAGGUAUGAUAU